GCCUCGAAGGCGGAUAUAUCUGACAUUCGUGACAUAGCGGGUUUGAUUUAAUUGAAUUUAUUUUGUCUUGCUGUGAAAGGUUUUAUUUUUUUGAUAAAACAAUUUUUCUCGUCAGAUUAAAUCAUAUUUAAAAGAUUGUUUAUCUCUACAUUGUUUGGAAAUGCUUUAACACCUCCUGGCUCAAAGCAUAAGCAGUUCUGAACAAAUUUAUUAUUUGUCACGUACAAUUUAAGAACUGAUUGACGUUAAACUGCUAUCAUGAUUUGUUUCAAAAUACAAAAAGCAGUUUUGGGUUCUUUUAAACUUCGUAACAUUAAUGCAAGGUAUAUUAGUAGUUUACAAACAAAAAUUAAGGACAGUUAUUACUUCACACCAGGAGAUGUUAUGCUAUCCAGUUCUCGUAUUGGUGACAUUAUUGAUUACAGUGCAGAUAAGUGUGGUGACAAUGUUGCUGUGAUUUCAGCUUUUCAAAAUGUAUCCAAAACCUAUUCAGAACUUAGACAUGAGACUGAAAGGCUUGCUUCUGGUUUCAUUUCCAUUGGACUAAGUAGAGGUGAUAGAAUUGCCAUAUGUGCACCAAAUUGUUAUGAAUGGUCUUUGGCACAAUUUGCUGCUGCCAAAGCUGGCCUUAUUUUGGUGAAUAUUAAUCCUGCAUUUCAUAGUAUGGAAUUGGAAUAUUGCCUAAAAAAGGUUGAUUGCAAAGCACUUAUUACUUGGGAUAAUCUGCUAACACAGAAUUAUUAUAACAUGCUGUGUGAUAUUAUUCCAAAUUUACCAAAAAGUACACCUGGAAAGCUGCAAAAUAGCAAACUACCAAAUUUGGAAAGCAUCAUAAUGAUUUCCAAAGAUAAUAAAGAAGGAAUGCUUAAUUUUAAAGAUGUGCUUGAUAAUGGAAAUAAGGAAAGUAAUAAAAUGUUAUCAGAGAUUGAAAAGUCAGUUCAGUUUGAUGACCCUGUAAAUAUUCAGUUCACAUCUGGUACUACUGGUGCUCCUAAAGGUGCUGUUCUUACUCACCACAAUCUAAUAAAUAAUGCUGUAAUUAUGGGGCGAAGAUUUGGGUUUCAUAUACAGAAACCUACUGUGUGUUGCCAGCUUCCAUUGUUCCAUUCUUUUGGAUGUGUGCAUACUUCACUAGGAGUAUUGUAUUAUCAAGGGACUUGUGUUUUCCCAUCUCCAAUAUUUCAUGCUGUUUCAAGCUUGAAAGCUAUUGAAAAACAUGAAUGUUCUAUUAUUUUUGGAACUCCAACUAUGUUUGUUGAUCUCAUUCGUAAUUAUCAGCCUGGAAAGUUUAACACUGGAUCUUUAAAACGAAGCAUUGUUGGGGGAGCUGCAGCACCUGCUACCCUUAUGAAUGACAUUAAAGAAGUUCUUGGAAUACCCAAUGUUGGAAUAGGAUAUGGCACAACUGAAACAAGUCCUGCAAUUGCAACCAAUAGAUACCUAGAAGAUUUUCAAAAUUCAUUGAAUGGGGUUAUGUUACCUAUAGAAUAUGUUGAAGUAAAGAUUAUUGAUAGUAAAGGAAAUUUAGCUCCGGUAAAUGUCCAAGGUGAACUUUGUACUAGAGGGCACAAUGUCUUUUUGGGAUACUGGGAUGAGGAACAGAAAACAGCUGAAGUUCUGGAUAAAACACGUUGGUAUCGCACUGGAGAUCUGGCCGUAAUGAAUGAUGAAGGCUUCGUUAAAAUUGUUGGAAGAAUAAAAGAUAUGAUCAUCCGCGGUGGAGAAAAUAUUUAUCCCUUGGAAAUCGAAAAUUUCUUAAACACUCAUCCAUCUGUUCUUGAAGUGCAUAUUUGUGGUGUUCCUGAUCAAAGACUGGGCGAAGAAGCUUGUGCUUGGAUUUGUCUGAAAGAGGGCAAGCAGCUUUCGGAGGAAGAAGUUAAACAAUUUUGCAAAGGAAAGAUAAGCAAUUACAAGAUACCUCGUUAUGUUAUGUUUGUGCAAAAUUUCCCCAAAACUGCCACUGGAAAAGUAAAGAAAUUUGAAAUGACAAAGAUUUCAAUUGAAAAGCUAAAACUGUGAUAUAUAUAGCUUUUUCAAAGUAAUAGCUUUCUGUUAUCAUUCUGUUGCACUUGUAUUUUCUACUACAUUUAUCGGAUUAAUAUAUUCAAGUUGAUGCUUUUAUAAUAUGGAUUUCGCUUAACAAGAAUCAUUUAAAUGGAGUUAAUCCUUUAAUAUAAAUGUAAUAAAGUUGAAAUGCAUUUAAUGUUGCAUCUAUAAUUUUCUAUUUAUAUAUUAAUAUUUGACAAUUUAUAUUCAUGUUUUUUUUCUUUCAUUUAUUUUUGGAUAACUUCUGGUUUAUUUGAAGCCAAAAGGAAAGGAAAAUACCAUAGACUGUAUUUGAUUCGAAUAAUUUUGUAAAUCAUUAAAAUCAGAUACAAUUUAAAUCUUUUAAUUUUUUUUUCUUUUUCCCUUUUUUUACACAAAUAUAAAUGUCACAAAGUCAUAAAUUACUUAAAAAAAUAAUAAUAAAUUACACAAAAUGAAGUGCUGAAAUGGAAGUUAUUUCAAUUAUCUAUUAAUAUGAACUACAUUUAUUUUGAAUAUGAGGUUUUGAAAUAAUACAGAAAUAAUUUAUAACCUCCAUAUCUGUGAUAAAUUUGUUAUUUCAAAUGUUAAUAUUCACAUUCAUAAAGAUUGUAACUCAAAUUAUAUUAUUUAAUCCUGAUUUGAAUUACAGAUAUUGUAAUAUUUCCUAAUGGUUGAUUUAAUAUGCAUUAAUAUUUCAUUUCAUUGCUAGUAUUCAUUUGAAAGCUAAUUUAUUAGACACUGUCAAAUAUUCUUGUUGUUAUAGUUUAUUAUUUUUAUUUUAUUACUUGUUGUAAUAUCAUUAUCUGGUGAAAAACUUUUGAGUUUAAACUCAGAUCUAUAAAUUUUAUAUGAAUUAUCUUUUACAUUAUCUGAACCUCAGGAAAAAUAAUCUUGUGAUCUUUUGAUAUCUAGGAAGGAGUUUAUUUUUAUUAAAUCAUAUAUAUUCUGAUAUAUUAUGUUCACCAAUUAGUUGAAAAUCGCUAUUCUUGGAUUCUUCCCAUGAGUAGAAACAUGCUUUUUAAACGAAUUUGUAUAGUAGGAUUACAUUUCCAACAAUCAAUGUUGCUUAUUAAAAGUGAAUUUAUAUAUCGUUCCUUUUAUAUCUCAUUUUAAGAAACCUCCUAAAAGGACGUAUAAAUGGAGCUUCGCUUAUUUUAAAUAUCUUCAUUAUUACAUAUUAUAAAAUGAAUAUCGAAUAUGACUUCUGAAUAAAUAUUUUAUAUUUCAGAUUGAACUUCUUUAAUUACUGUAUUUUAUUUCAGUUUUGUUGUUUUUAUCCUGCAUUUUUAAUCCACAUUUCUUCUAUAUAUAUAUAUUCAG
Argiope bruennichi is the source of this 3348-nucleotide messenger RNA. RefSeq names its product medium-chain acyl-CoA ligase ACSF2, mitochondrial-like. Gene Ontology annotation, molecular function: medium-chain fatty acid-CoA ligase activity. The coding region runs from base 259 to 2019 and encodes 586 amino acids. Lineage: Eukaryota; Metazoa; Arthropoda; Arachnida; Araneae; Araneidae. The record is from RefSeq and is a predicted model, not a curated record. The transcript has 16 exons. Gene Ontology annotation, biological process: fatty acid metabolic process.